UUUGCGUGUUUUCUGGCAGUGCGGCAGCCGAGAGAAGCUGCUCUGGAUGCUCAGCUCCUCGUUGUGACCACAGACCUGGGCAACGAGAAAGCCAGCCAACUUUCCGCGGAGGGUGCUUCUUUUGAUUCAGUGGCUUUCACUGAACACCUUCUGUCCUACAUGGGUCUGAAACGACUAACCAAUGGGGAAGACGGGCAGCAAAACGGAGCGGCUUUUGGCUACCUGCCUCAGGAUGCUUGGCAAAAAGUGGCCCAGAGAGCAGAGAACUGUUUCAGGGCAGCCCCCUCCUUCCACUACAUGAUGGGAUCGUUCCAUGCAGAGCCGCCUUCUCCAAAGCAAAGGAUAGAACGGCAAAGGAAGGCCCCCACUAAAGAAGUGAAAAGGAUGAUGCCUACUCAGCUGAAGAAAAUGGGAGACUCCCAUCAAGAAGCAACAGAGAAAGAGGUGGAAAGGAUCCUGGGAUACCUGAAGAAGUAUUACCAAGAUGAUCCAACAUCACCAAUUUUCUAUUAUGAGUUUGUCAUCGACCCCAACUCGUUUUCCCGGACAGUUGAGAACAUUUUCCACACAUCCUUUCUCAUCCGGGAUGGGCUGGCCAGGAUGUAUUUGAAUAGUGACAGAUUACCUUGUAUAGCACCAGUGGAGGAGGGAGAGGUGGAAGCUGGAGGAUCAAGCAUCCGUAAACAGUGUAUUGUCUCCAUCAGCCCAAAACUAUGGAAGGAAAUAAAAGAGGCCUACGACAUCAGAAAUGAGCUGAUUCAGCCUGAAUAAUGGACCCUGCCAUAUUUUGUUAGAUGAUUAUUGUUUUUAGAUUUGUUGUUUUUUGUUUUUUUUGCCAAUCUUUACGAAUAAAAGUGCUUAAAAAAAAAAAAAAAAGGGAGUGCAU
Eleginops maclovinus (Patagonian blennie) is the source of this 886-nucleotide messenger RNA. RefSeq names its product non-structural maintenance of chromosomes element 4 homolog A-like. Gene Ontology annotation, biological process: DNA repair. Gene Ontology annotation, cellular component: nucleus; Smc5-Smc6 complex. NCBI's taxonomy places the organism in Eukaryota, Metazoa, Chordata, Actinopteri, Perciformes, Eleginopidae. The record is from RefSeq and is a predicted model, not a curated record. The transcript is spliced from 8 exons. The annotation marks the transcript as partial.